Messenger RNA from Stereum hirsutum FP-91666 SS1, 240 nucleotides. RefSeq lists its product as uncharacterized. The record is from RefSeq and is a predicted model, not a curated record. The transcript has 2 exons. The coding region runs from base 1 to 240 and encodes 79 amino acids. NCBI's taxonomy places the organism in Eukaryota, Fungi, Basidiomycota, Agaricomycetes, Russulales, Stereaceae.
AUGGCUCGAUGUACGAAACUUCUGGGUAUCGGUGCGUCACGGUUGUCUGAAUUUUCUGCUCACUUCCAGGUAGGCAUACGUCAUGCCACUUAUAUGAUAGAGCUGGAUCAGCUGAGCAGGAGGAUGUCGAGCAGCAUGUCGAUUCGGGGAAGGUCGUCCAUGGGUCUGGUGUAUCUCACGCAUUUCCAUCAGAAUCAAGGGAAUGAGAGGGGAAACCGAGAUAUGGUCAUCAAGAUCUAG